Molecule: messenger RNA, 4813 nt
Organism: Oncorhynchus nerka (sockeye salmon)
Lineage: Eukaryota; Metazoa; Chordata; Actinopteri; Salmoniformes; Salmonidae
Product: rho GTPase-activating protein 27-like
Exons: 19
Coding region: 587-3895 (1102 amino acids)
Biological process (GO): regulation of GTPase activity; signal transduction
Cellular component (GO): cytoplasm
Molecular function (GO): protein binding
Source: RefSeq, a predicted model, not a curated record
ACAGAAGAGGCAGGCAAGCUGCGACCGGCACACACACAAAGAGCACUCUCCCUCACACACACGCACGCACACACACACACACACACACACACACACACACACACACACACACACACACACACACACACACACACACACACACACACACACACACACACACACACACACACACACACACACACACACACACACACACACACACACACACACACACACACUCACACACACACACAUUCUCUCUCUCACACACACACACUGCCCAGAGCUCCUCCAACCAGAGCUGGAACCUUUCAGCCCCAGGUGAAAAGACAGAAAGCGGAGGAGGGGAGUGGAGGCCGGCCAGAGGAAGAAGAAGGAGAGGGCAGGGGGGAUCAGUGAGAAGAAAAGAGUGAAAGACAGAACAGAGCAACCUGUUCGUGAGAUCUGGGACUCUGCUGAAGAAACCGUGGGAGCUGGGAACACAGGCUAUAGGAUGGUUUUGCUGUCCUCUUGCUCCAGGAGGGCUGCAGUGGAGCCUUGACCGUCCUUGGGGAAAGAGAGGGGGUGUGGCCACAACAGACACUGCCACGGCCACCACGCUGCCACAAUGUCCUCCUUGGUGUGCAACAUGGGGCUGGUGCUGGUAGAGUUUGAGUACGAGUACACGGGCCGCGAUGGGGGCCUGGUGUCCAUCAAGCCCAACGAACGAUACAUCCUGCUGGCCAAGACCAACGACCACUGGUGGCACGUGAGGAAGAACGAGCAAGCAAGGCCCUUCUAUAUACCUGCUAAAUACGUCAAGGAGCUCCCCGCAGAGAUCCCAUCCCCGCUGGACUUUGCUGACCCACCCAGUCCCGAUUUGGUCCCGGUUCCUGGGCCGGUGCCAGUGCCAGUCCCAAAGCACUCCGUACCAGACCGGGCAGAAACGAGGGCAGGAGAUGAGGUGACUAUCCGUCUCCGCUCCCCGAAGAGACAUCAGAAGACUGAGCACCGGAUGUCCACAUUUGGCGUACCCUUAGAAUUCCACGACCCGUCUCCCAGGGCGUUGAAGAGCGGCGAGCUGACCGACUCUCUGCCGGGCCUUCACUCCACCGUUGCCCUUGAGGUCCCCUUAACAGUGCCCUCGCCUCAAGCCAACAAUAGUGCCAAACACAAGAAGCAAUUAAACCUGAGUUCCGGUGUGCUCUUUGGCUCUUCCCUGUCGGUGGAGGAGCCUCUCUCCCUGAACCCCCGAGCCCCCAGCUUCAGCCCAGCUGACCCCCUCCAACGGCCCUCCCAGGCCAUCCCAGUGGAGAGGUCCCUCAUCCCUGAUGCCGAGGUCACCGGUGGCGGGAUUCCCCAUCAGGAACCUCUGAACGAGCCGGAAUGUCCUCUGGAGCUGGAGGAGGGAGAAAAUGAGAAAUCUAGUGUGGAGCCUGAGGACGAAUCGAAGGAGGACACUGAGAAUAUUUAUGAAUCCAUAUUGGACCUGAAGCUGGAUGAGUCCCCUAUAAUAGUGGAGAAGGCCCCGACAGUGAGUCCUGCUGCUGUGGCUGAACCUACACCUGUUAUCACUCCCACUUCUCCAACACAGACACAGGCGGAGAAUGCCAGCCCCAACACUGCUGUUUACGCCAACGUCACAGAGCUGAAGAAAAACAUCCCACAAUCCCCUCCGUUAGAAGCUCUGAGUCCUGACUUGCCCCUUACCCAGGAGGGAUGGCAGGUGCACACUGACAAGGACAGCGGGAAAGAGUUCUAUUACCUCCCAGCCACGGGCCAAACCACUUGGGCCGACCCCCGCAGCACCCUCCCCUCCACAGACAUGGAGCUGCCCAAGGAGGCGUUGGCUAUCCCAGCCCUGUCCAUGGCCCUGUCCCCGGCCCUGUCCCCGGCCCUGUCCCCGGCCCUCCCAGCCCUGUCCCCGGCCCUGUCCCCGGCCCUGUCCCCGGCCCUUUCCCCGGGCCUGUCCCCGGCCCUGUCCCCAGCCCUGGCCCUGUCCCCGGCCCUGUCCCCAGCCCUGGCCCUCUCACCAGCCUCAUCCCAGGGUUCCAACUGGGAACAGGGGUUUGAUGAGACCACCGGUCGAAACUACUUCUAUAACCUCACCUCUGGGGCCACCUCCUGGGGAGCUCCGGAGCCCAUCGCCCCCUCCUCUCCUGUUACUGAGCCUCCCGUGCUGAAGCUCCCAAACAGAGGACCGCCCCCUCUCCCAAAGGAAGACUACCUGACAGAAGACCACGAAGCUCCAGACACCUCCUCCUCGGUGUUCCCCAAAGACAUCCUGCCCAUGCCGCAGGCUAAACUGGCUGUCAUACCCCGGGCCAUUCUAGACAGUGUCCCGGCGGGCUGGAAGCGCUCCUUGGAGGCAGAUGGGAAGACCGUAUUCACCAGCGAACGCACACAGGAGCAGUGGCUCAAGUCUGUGGAUCAAGAAGGAAAGACGUACUACUACCUGAGAGACGGCUCCAGAUCCCAGUGGAACCUUCCAGCAGAGCUCCCAGGUGCAGCCAGUCUGUCCAAGGUGGGGAAUGGAGUGGACCAGGACAGCCCGCUGGUUCUGAAGAACUGGAGACACACAAUGGGCCCAGCUCAGUUUGGCCCCUCCCAAGAAGACAACAGGUUCUUUCCAACACAUAGGAGAAACGUUUCGGACGUCACCAGUGAAGCAUCCAGCUCAGGCAACUCCCCUGAGACGCCACGCCAUACUGAUAGGUUGGGAGUACGGAGUAGACUGUCACAUCUGAGCACAGACUCACAUCAUGAGCAUACACAUCUACUGGAGAAGGCAGGUAUCCUGAACAAAACCAAGGUGGCCGACAAUGGGAAAAGAAUUAGGAAGAAUUGGAGUCCGUCAUGGACAGUGCUGCAUGGAGGCAUUCUCACGUUUCACAAAGACCCAAAAUCUGCACCCUCGGGAAACUCUAACAAGACCAAUCAGAUCACCCCAGAGUACACAGUGGAGCUGCGUGGAGCCACUGUGGGCUGGGCCCCCAAGGACAAGUCCAGCAAGAAGAACGUUCUGGAGUUGAAAACGCGUCAUGGGUGUGAGUACCUGGUCCAGUACGACACAGAGAGCAUCAUUUGUGACUGGCACAGGAUCAUACUGGACACCGUCAGACAGCUGGACGAAGAUCACUUGUCGGAAGAGGAAGAGGAGGAGCCUAUGGAGAAAUCUCCACUUGCUUCAGACAGAGACAAGAGGACCAGCUCAGCCACUAAAAUUACGCCUGGCAUCAGUGCCGAGUCAUCAGAUCAGGGGCGUGUCCGCACCAAACUACGCAAGUUACUCCAGAAGAGGCCCACACUGCAGUCAGUGAAGGAGAAGGGCUACAUAAGAGAUAAUGUGUUUGGUUGUCAUCUGGACACGCUGUGCCAUCGAGAGAACAGCACUGUGCCCAGGUUUGCAGAGAAGUGCAUCAGGGCAGUGGAGAUUAGAGGUCUGGACAUUGAUGGGAUCUACAGAGUUAAUGGGAAUCUAGCUGUCAUUCAGAGACUACGCCACAAAGCAGAUCAUGAGGAAAAUCUGGACCUAGAGGAUGGUCAGUGGGAGGAGAUUCAUGUGAUCACGGGGGCGCUAAAGCUCUUCCUGAGGGAGCUGCCUGAACCUCUCUUCCCUUACAGCUUCUUCGACAAGUUUAUCGCUGCCAUCAAAAUCCAGGACUAUCCUCAGAAGGUGUUGUACUUCCGUGACCUGGUGAGGUCCCUUCCCCUGCCCAACCACGACACCAUGCACCUCCUUUUCAAACACCUCCUCAAAGUGAUUGAGUUUGGGGAAAAGAACCGUAUGUCAGUCCAGAGUGUGGCCAUCGUGUUUGGCCCUACGUUACUCAGGCCCCAGACUGAAUCGGCCAACAUCACCGUUUACAUGGUCUACCAGAACCAGAUUGUGGAGCUCAUCCUCAAAGAGUUUGAGACAGUAUUUGCCCCCAGCUGAGACAUUUUCUAUGGCACCCAUGAGUCAAGAGGGACGGAGACAAUGGGGGUUGACAAGCCCUGGGAAAAGACUGAUGGUUACAUGGGUUGCUAGAUUUGGUAAAGGGAGAUUAUUUUCUGUCAGUGAACUAGCCUUUAACUGUGGUAGCUCCAAGUCUUCAACCUUCAUCCCAAGUUUCAAACUCGUGCUGUCCACCCAUGCAGUCAUCCAUCUGUUUUGGUACUUCCACUCACAAGAACAUUGACAAAAAAGUAGGUUGAGGGAAAAAGGGAAAAUGGAUGAACAUGUUGACAUACCAAAGUUUACCAUGGAUCCUAUGACAAUACCUGGCAAUAGGCAUCAUGUUUAGUUUUACAAAUUAAAUGUAUAUUACAUGUAGGUGUACAUGUAUUUGGGGGAAUAUUCUGUCGUAUCCAUGGUUUGGAGUGACAUAUCUGAGACAGAUCGGUCUUUUUAGUGGAUGACCUCUUAACUAUAUGUUGAAGUCUACGAAAAAGCUUAAAUAUUGUAUACCUUCCCGAAUGUUACCUUAUCAACAAUACAACCAAUUAAAAUGGUUGUUGUUGCUUUCCUUUUGGCGAGCCAUACAGAUAGCAAACCACUGCAUUGACUGUAAAGUUAUUUGAUUACUUCCUAAUUUAGAAAAAGGCUGUGAAUUUAUCAAGGAAUACCACUUGCGACUAUAUUGUGGUUCAUUGUGCAUAACGUGGCUGUACGUUAUGGGCAGUAUAUAUGAAAAUAUAUUAUGAUAGAGCAUAACUGUACAUUAUGGCUGUUUUAUAGUAUUAAUAUUAUUACAGAACAAGGAUAAGAACAAUAUAUCAAGAUAUUUUGAACAACUUUUUUUCUCUGUACAUAAGAGUUCAUCUUACCUUAUAAAUGAAUGUUCUUCUAAUAAAAUAAUUCAAUUUCUGUCAA